AUGCCGGGCAAGAAGCCACCAGAUGUCGACCCCCCGUUGGAAUUGCCCAAGUCACUCCCUGCCACGACUAGUCCGUCCUCAAAGCAACGCUAUGAGCUGACCCCGAUAUACGAAGGCUUGACGUUCGAGCGCUUUGCUUAUGGGCCUUUUGUUCCUCACUGGGUUCCGAAACAAUACAUCGAAGGAUAUUUCCCCAGACAUGGAGCAGACACAGCUCUUGUCACCCGUACUACUGUUGAAGAUAUCUCGAAGUUGCAGAAUAAAGGACACCAGCACCUACCGAGGUGGCAGCUUACAUUGAGGCGGUUCAACCCGAGCAUCCAUCAGGAUGAAUGGUGGAAUGAAGAAUUCGACGCUGUCGUCCUAGCAAACGGACACUACUCUGUUCCAUUUGUUCCCAAGGUCGAAGGCCUUGAAGAAUACAUGAAAAGAUACCCAGGAAGAGUCAUUCACUCUAAACAAUUCAGGAGCCCUUCCAAUUAUGAGGACAAAAAGGUAAUAGUGAUUGGCAAUUCUGCAUCAGGAAAGGAUAUUUCAACCUUCCUGAACGGUCAUGUCGCCUAUCCGCUUUAUCAGUCUCGCAAGUCUCCAAGUCGGUGGGACGGGGAUGAGCCCCCCUCUGGAAUCUCUUGGAAGCCGAUAAUCACAAAAUACCAUCAAUCAGGCGAGAUUGAAUUUGCAGAUGGAUCCAUUCUUGCAGACGUGGAUAAUGUCAUUUACUGCACCGGCUAUCACCCUUCGUUCCCCUUCUGGAACACUGGCAACAAUGGCAGACCCAUUUAUAGCUACGAAGAAGGUCGGAUAAACGGGAGCUAUCUCCACACGUUCGUCCGGAAUUUUCAUACACUUGCGAUCAUCGGAAUACCGCGGGUUCUGACAUUUCGUUCGAUGGAGUACCAGGCUAUAGCCGUCGCCCGGGUAUGGGCUGGCCGAAACUCCGUACCAUUACCACCCGAUGAAGAGCAAGCCAAAUGGGAGAGUGAUAGAUGGGAUCUUGUUAAGCGGGAAAAUCGGAAGUUUCAUGAUAUAACGUGGGACAAUGGCGAAACUCAUGAUUAUCUGCAAGCAUUGUACAACAUAGCGGGUCUGCCACAGCUUUAUGGUGCUGGAAGAUAUCCGCCCGUUCUGAACGAUGAGACGAGAUGGGCCAUAAAUCAUCUCAAAAAAUAUCCAGAGCCGAAAAAGAACGAGGAACACGGUGGUUUCAUCCUUGUUGAUAGAGCUCAGAAAGAUUCUCUCCACUUCAUUUGA
This is a messenger RNA of Penicillium chermesinum, 1251 nucleotides long. Its product is annotated as dimethylaniline monooxygenase (N-oxide forming). The transcript has 3 exons. The record is from RefSeq and is a predicted model, not a curated record. NCBI's taxonomy places the organism in Eukaryota, Fungi, Ascomycota, Eurotiomycetes, Eurotiales, Aspergillaceae. The coding region runs from base 1 to 1251 and encodes 416 amino acids. Gene Ontology annotation, molecular function: flavin adenine dinucleotide binding; NADP binding; N,N-dimethylaniline monooxygenase activity.